AUGAAGCAUUCCAUCAAAGCAGUUCCAGGCGUUGUGAUUUUGCUCUAUCCUCUCCUCAUCUCAGCCACUCGAGAACCACCUACUCACUCGAUUGCAGGUGUGCUAAGCAGUGAUGAUCCAACGCAAGACUUGCUCCAUGAUAUUUCACACGGCCAAAGGGUGGAGUUUGGGCGUGACCACAUUGAUCAAAGCCUGACACCAUUUCUGAACCAACCUUAUUUGGCCCCAGAGGCACUAGACCUUUCCCUAGGUGGCAUUCCCACUAAUUACCGCAAGACUUUUGAUGGUGACAAGGAUUUGGGCGCUGGUGGCCAGGAUGCCUUGGCCGAUGUCCGGGGAAGCAUAAAAAGGCCAUCGCUCAACUGGCCAGCUGAAGAUGUUGAAGGAGAUGGCAAUCAGAUCGAUCAGCCCACUUCAAAAAGACCGGAUCUAGGUCUAAGAUUAUCUUCGUAUUCGGCCCAGAAAGGUAAAGAGCCAGUGAGCUCGGUAGGUCCGUCGCCUGGAAUGACUCGAGAAAAUGUUUGGGCAGAGCAAAAUCAUUCGCGCAGAAAACCUCCUUUUCAAGUGCGCGAGAGAGAACAAGAUCCGAAGAGCUAUCAACAGAAUAUUACACCUGCUGGGCAUUCAAUUCCGUUACGUCCUAAGCAUCCCAGUAGCUUCGAGGGUUUUAUUGUCAAUGACGCAGGUCUAGCAGAACCCAGCUCUGGCGCAAAGAAAAUGCAAGAAGCAAGAUACUUUGGUUUAGAAGAUCUAGAUGAUAAAAUUUGGCCAUGGAUUUCAGUGAUGCAUCCAAAUGGCCCGAAAGUGAAAAUAGACAGUCAAGCACAAUCGUUAAUCAUGGAUUCAUUAAUAAAAAAUAUACCAAAGGACCUUCAGCGAAAGCAUUCUCAAAGUAGGACCUCCAACAGUGGCGAUGCCUCGGUUCCAAUUGUCGAUUUUUUGUUAGAUGAGAGCAUGAAAGAAUUUGUUUGUUUGUUGUGGACUGAAAAUCUCAAGGUACUACACGUUAUUGAAAAUGAGUCAUCGGAUUCGAUCCGCCAUUAUGCUGAAGAACAGACCGACCUCAUGAAGUGGUUUAUCAACUUCAUCUUGGUCCACCAAGACUUCACUUCACAGCGUUCAAUCCACAAUGACGACCGGGGAGUUCCGAGUAUAGAGGAGUAUCUAUUCUAUCAAUUGUCAAAGGCCAUCCAUUCUAGUCAUCAUGAGAAUGUUUUCCAGGUAAUUCCAAGUUUUCCAGGAGGCUCGCAGAGCCCAAUUCUUGUCUCCGGCAAGCAAAUCCUGCUCAAUAAAUUUGUUCUUCAGCUCCUUGGGUUUUACUACAAAAACAUCAACUGUAUCAAAUGGGAUCACAUGUUUAAAAAAGACAAGUACUUUGUCCUUCAAGUGGCCAACUAUGGAAGAAACUGGAUUGAGCCACCUUUCUUAGGAUCUGAUCAGACUCAAACUAGUGUCCAUCAAAGUUGGGAAACAGCUUUACCAUGGAAAAAUCCAAUGUUGCCUACUUUGUCAAGGAAUUUUUCAGAUGAUGAUAAAAAUUUAGGAUUUAAAUAUGAGAAAUUAGUAGAACCACUUGGUCACUUAGUAGCAAGCUCCAAAUUAGACAUUCCAAUAAAACAAAUUCCUGAUUUUGAAUACUUGGAUCAAAAGACAUGGGCCUGGAUAUCAUUGUAUAUUGUUAAAGAGGGAGCUCCAUUUCAACAGAAAAAGAUUUUCCAAACUCAUCCAUUAUAUUUGGAUACUCAACUCCUCCCUCCUGGAAAUUUGGGGCUAUGA
This is a messenger RNA of Puccinia triticina, 1776 nucleotides long. RefSeq lists its product as uncharacterized. NCBI's taxonomy places the organism in Eukaryota, Fungi, Basidiomycota, Pucciniomycetes, Pucciniales, Pucciniaceae. The record is from RefSeq and is a predicted model, not a curated record. Bases 1 to 1776 code for a protein of 591 amino acids. The transcript is spliced from 4 exons.